Chiloscyllium plagiosum (whitespotted bambooshark) is the source of this 3698-nucleotide messenger RNA. It is a transcript of the gene zbtb24, whose product is annotated as zinc finger and BTB domain containing 24. Lineage: Eukaryota; Metazoa; Chordata; Chondrichthyes; Orectolobiformes; Hemiscylliidae. Gene Ontology annotation, molecular function: RNA polymerase II cis-regulatory region sequence-specific DNA binding; protein binding; DNA-binding transcription factor activity, RNA polymerase II-specific. Gene Ontology annotation, biological process: regulation of transcription by RNA polymerase II. The record is from RefSeq and is a predicted model, not a curated record. Gene Ontology annotation, cellular component: nucleus.
AAAAUGGGGAAUGUGUAAAUUAUCAUGUGGUUGAUAGUGUGGAAGGACACAGUAAAUUACAUGGAGAUAUCAGUGGAUCGGCAAGGUUUGCAGAAAACUGGCAAAUGAUAUUUAAUCUUGAGAUUAAGCAGAAUACACAGGAAGCAGUGGAUAUAAUGUAUUUGGAUUUCCAAAGGUACAUGGGGAUGUAUGUUUGACUGAGUGCCAUCAAGAUGGAUGAGACAUUGCCUGCUGUUUCACCUGCUUCUUCUCUCAUCAUUCAAUCUAAGACUCACAAAGACACAGUUUUAACUAACUUUGAAGAACAAAGAAAAAGAAAUUUCUUAUGUGACAUCACUUUAAUUGCUGAGGAUGUUCAUUUCAAAGCACACAAAGCACUGCUUGCUGCUAGCAGUGAAUAUUUCUCUCUGAUGUUUGCUGAUGAAAGCCAGCAAGGUCAAGGUAUCUAUAUGCUUAAUGGAAUGGCAGCAGAUACCUUCAGUGCUGUGCUGGAAUUCAUAUACACUGGUCGUCUGAAUGUUGCUGAAAAGUCCAUUGAGCAUAUUGUGACCAUUGCUGAGAUUCUGAAAGUGAAUGAUUUAAUUAAAGCAUAUUCAGACUAUCAGGACAACCACUUACAUGUUAAGGUAUCAUUGGCUUCCAAUGGAAUUAAAGUGGUAGUUGUGGAUCCCAAUGUUGAUAAUGAUCAGCCCUCAAAGCCAAAACGCAAAAGGGGAAGACCCCGGAAAUGUGAACAGCUGCAAACAGAAAGGACUGAAGCUGACAGUGGGACUCCAACUGACCCACAAGAACAUCUGAGCACAUUGGAAGAACCUACAGAUGAAUCUCAUUGUAAAACAGGCAAUAAGGUUACCAAUGAAGGGAGACAAAGCUGUCAGAUUUCAGAACCAGAAACCUGUUUUGAUGCUAACGCAGUUUCACAGACAGAAGGUUAUGAACGUAAAUUAACGGCGGUGGGUCGCAGCCGCUAUAGCAACCGUAGAAUUCAGAGGCCUAUUAAGUUAAUGGGGUACAAGCUUGGCACAGUAGAGGAGGAACAAGAGGAAAUGAAGAAGCGAGGGAGGAAGAGAAAGUAUCCGGAUGUGGAGGCUAGAUGUGAAGACUGUGAUAAAGUAUUCAAAAAUCACCACUUCUUGGCCACACAUCGAAGGACACACACAGGUGAACGUCCUUUUAAGUGUUUUGAAUGUGGUAAAGGAUUUUCACAGAAGCACACGCUGCAGGUUCAUGAGCGAAUGCAUACAGGGGAGCGCCCUUAUCACUGCACAGUUUGUGGAAAGGCAUUGACCACCAAGCACUCUUUGUUGGAGCACAUGAGUCUGCACACAGGAAAGAAAGCUUUUAAUUGUGACCAGUGUGGGAAGGUUUUUACUCAGAGAAGACAGUUGAAGAGCCAUUACAGAGUCCAUACAGGUCAGUCUAUGCCUGAAUGUGUGCACUGUCAUCGUAAAUUCAUGGAUGCUGCUCAGCUGAAGAAACAUAUGAGAACACACACAGGCGAGAAACCAUUUACAUGUGAGAUUUGUGGUAAAUGUUUUACUGCAAAGAAUACCCUGCAGACCCACAUCAGAAUCCACAGGGGAGAAAAACCCUUUACCUGCACUAUAUGUGGAAAAUCCUUUGCUGAUCCAAGUGCUAAAAGACGUCAUGAUGCCAUGCACACAGGAAACAAGCCUUUUGUGUGUCCAACUUGUCAUCAGCGAUUCACUCGAGCUGACAAUCUUAGGUCUCACAUGAAGAUUCACAGCAAGGAGAGGAAAAACAGUGAGAUCAUUAAUGUUCCAGCUAAUGGGGAUGCAGAAGGAGUGAAGACUAUCUUGCAACUGCAGCAGUACCAGCUUCCUACUGUAGGUGAACAACAGAUACAGCUGGUGGUAACAAAUGAUGUUGACAAUAUUAAUUUCAUGCCCAACCAUGGACAGAGCAUUCGUAUUAUUUCGGCAGAGGGAUCACAGAGUCUACCUAAUGACCAGGCUUCAAAUUUGGCUCUGCUUACUCAGCAAGGAGAGCAUAUGCAGAACCUGACUCUGGUAGCUCAGCCUGGCCAAACAGACAACAUCCAAACCAUUGGCAUGGUGGGAAACCAGCAAUGUCCAGGCCACCCAGAGCAUAUGCAUGUGAUCACAUUGACGAAAGAGGCAAUGGAGCACCUCCAGGGUCAAGCUCAACAACUGCAGAUAACACAGGGGAGAUCACAGCCUAUUAGUCUUGGGCAGGAGCCCACUCAGCCAGUUCAUUUGAACCAGGAAACAGCACAGCAUCUUCAACAAGGUCGAUCAGCAGAUGUUUCUGAUCCAUCAACUCAAACAAUCUCUGUGAACCAAUCUUCACAACAAAUGCAAGGAGAGCCACUUGCAGAUCAAACAUUCCAGUUGCAAGCGGACAAUGUUUCUUACCUUUACACUACUAACUUAGUUACACACAGCUAGAAAAAUCAAAAAAUGUAGUUGCAACUGUUUACUGAAAAUAGGAUAAUGAUUAUGUAACUAAGAGGUUAUCACAUAAUCUGUGAUAUUCACAGUCACAGUUUAUCUUUAAUAUAGCACUCUAUUGGUCUAUUUUAAGAAUUCAUUUGAAAAUUGAUUUGUUCCAAAUUAUUUUCUCCUCUUUGCUUUUACUUCUUUGAAGGUUUCCCAUUUUCAAUCUUACAUAAUAUUAUGAUGAAUUUUCUUUCCCCUCUACUUCCUAUUCUCAAAAUCAGAGUGGAAAGGAGGAAUGAAAUGAUUUGCAUAUUCUUGAUAUGCAAUUUGAAGAUUGAUAUCCUCAUUAAACUUUUUCUUUAAACAAGUUUCCUGAAAAACAUGCUUCACUCUUGGUCAGGUCAACACAAAAAAUUUAAAACACCCAAAUAGUUCAGAAGAGGCUCAUGUUUCAUUUAUCUGUUUUCUGUUGUGCCUUUUCAUAACCAGUCUUAAACUUGAAUGCGUUACAACAAAAUUAACUCCUCCUAAUUGCUGCUGUCCUUUAUAGUGUUUUUUAAUUAAGUGUCAAUAUGAAUUUUUUAAAUAUUACAAUUCUCAUCAACUCAUGGUUUAAAAUUCAUUGUGUCUAAAUGAUUCACAUCACAGAAUGCAAAGUACUUGUAUGAUUAUGUGGCUAACUUUUGUUUUAGGAGAUGAACAUUUAAAAGAUACUGCAUCACUAACUCAGGAAUAACAUUAUUAGAAAUAUUUUCUUUUGCAACUUUAAGAUAUAUUUUGUGAUACAGUACCUCAAGUUGCAUCUUUCUGCUCUCUGUUUUCAAGCUUCAGCUUCUGAUGAUGCUGUGGAUAUAAUUACAACUACAGUGUGUUUUCUUCUGAAAAAGAGAUCAUAUUUUACAAAUAAAUUCACUUUUUGCUUUAAAUAUCGCACACAAUCUUGUUUAUGUGCCUAAGCAUAUGAUUGGCUUCAAUUUGUUAGCACAAAUACGUGGGUGAUUAGCAUCUCUGAUAGCUACAUCUCAGUUGUGUAAACUGCAUAAUUUAUAUUAAUACAAAGCAUCCAGAAUAUUUUAUAAUAUAAAUAUUGAAGAAUACUAUAAUUUGCAUACUGCCACCAUUUGCUGAUGGGGGAUCAAUCUGCAGACCAAAUGUUUUGUGCAGCAAAACAUUGUAAAUAAUUAUAACUUUUAAUAAAUGUAUGUGCUUUUGAUAGAGUACAUAUUGAUUGCCACAUUGCAGUUAUUCCAAGCUGCCGCUAAUACAGUGCAAGUCAAA